Messenger RNA from Drosophila subpulchrella, 714 nucleotides. RefSeq lists its product as uncharacterized. Lineage: Eukaryota; Metazoa; Arthropoda; Insecta; Diptera; Drosophilidae. Bases 91 to 642 code for a protein of 183 amino acids. The record is from RefSeq and is a predicted model, not a curated record. The transcript has a single exon.
AAUCAUAAUCAUCUUACAGUCAUUUCACUGAAAAAGUUCUACGAAAAUUCUUGUUUUUUUUUUAAAUUAAAUAAUUUUUUUACGAAAAAAAUGGAAGUCUCUUAUAUGGUAGCCCUGCUCAUUUCGAUAUUUUGCCACUGCAUAGGCCUUUUCUACAAUCCCGUGGAGGCCAGUACGGAAUCAACUGUGUUCUUGAUUAUAGCCAUAAUGUUCCUGCAUAAACUGAAAUCGGAGCGCAGGCCGAAUUCCACAGAAAGCCGAGCGGUUAAGAUCCUGGAGGUGGUGGGCCUUUGCGUGGCGAUUCAGGUCCUUUUGGUUGCCUUCUGGUUCCCCGUCUUUCAAAUCCUGCGAUUCCUGGUGGAUUCAACCUGCAAAAAUCUGCGAAAUUCGCUGAGUGACGAAAAGGUCUGGAUAGUGGAACAAAUCAAUCAAUCGGCGGUGACAGUAAUUCUUCUGGGCAUGGAAUCGGCUUGGUUGCUAAAGGGUUUCGAGAUCAACGAUGUGCAAAAGUUUUUCGGCUCCAAGGACGACUGUAUCUCAGACAGUGUCCUUGCAUUGGUGGCCAAGGAGGAGAUAAAUGUCUUACGUCUUGAAAAGAAGAAAUUGCAGAAGGAGCGCUUCUUUCAGUCAGUCAAGAAAUAAAUUAUUAACCUAUCGUUAAAAACCUGUGAUUCUAAGCCUAGUCAAAUAAAAUAAUAUUUAAUAUAAAAAUAA